AUGUUGCGAAAGGCAGUUCAAGCCUUUAAUAAAGACGCUGAUGAAGAAACCGGCUGCGACUACUACUGCGGUAGACUCCCUUCUACCCGUAGAUAUCUAAAUCGCUCAUUUAUUGAAACUGCAUGGACAAAAGAUUCACUCAGAUAUAAGGCCAUUUUGAACACGGACAUCCGUUUGGAGGAUGGAACCUUCGUUAAAGGCUUCCCUAGUUUACCUGCCGACGCAAAGAUUGUGCGCCUCAAAUUGGAUAGACUUCCUCUAAAGGCCCCUCAACGAUUGAGGAAGGAUAUGGAAAAUUGCUUGUCCGAAUAUGGUCGAGUAUUGGAUCUUGGGAUUAAUAGGAGCCAUGGCUGUUUUACUGGUCAAGGCUAUGCGACAUUGAACCUUACCCAAGCCAACGCCAAUGACCCUCCUUUUGAAUCACUUCAACGAGUCAUUCCUUGGAUGUAUGAUGAUGGAGAGAUUCACCAGGUAUUACUUCAAUGGGAAAAUAUGCCAGACUUCUGUAGACUAUGUCAAGCUUCUGAUCAUUGCCGUGCAGACUGUCCUGACUUGAAAAACUACAUGAAGUGUUUUAAUUGUAAUAAGAAAGGUCAUAUGAUGAGACAAUGUCCUCGUAGU
Molecule: messenger RNA, 621 nt
Organism: Gilbertella persicaria
Lineage: Eukaryota; Fungi; Mucoromycota; Mucoromycetes; Mucorales; Choanephoraceae
Exons: 1
Molecular function (GO): nucleic acid binding; zinc ion binding
Source: RefSeq, a predicted model, not a curated record